Molecule: messenger RNA, 2524 nt
Organism: Xenia sp. Carnegie-2017
Lineage: Eukaryota; Metazoa; Cnidaria; Anthozoa; Malacalcyonacea; Xeniidae
Product: hemicentin-1-like
Exons: 11
Coding region: 155-2299 (714 amino acids)
Cellular component (GO): neuron projection
Source: RefSeq, a predicted model, not a curated record
GUGUUUUUCAUUUUCGUAUUAUACUCGCAGACAUUAUCAUACAUUGAAUAUCUACCAAGAAUAUUUUCACAAUGGAUACAAUCUUUUACUGUGGUCAUUAAGAGGUGAUCAAGGAACUAAGUGGAAAAAAGGCCAAGUCACAGUUAAUUUUACAAUGGGUCUAUCUAGGUUAAUCGUUGAAGCUGUUUUGGUGUAUCUCUACAACUUUGCAGCUAUCGACAAUCUUGCUUUUGCUCCAGGAAGCUGUCACACAAUACCAAAGGUGGCCAUUCCUAGCAAAGCUUUUGUAAAAAAAUAUAAAUUUACGAUUUAUCCAGAAGAUGUGACCAGUAGAGUUACUGAAGGCUCAAACUUUGAAUUUCGUUGUGAGUAUGAAAAAGGAUCAACAAAAAUUAAAUGGUUCAGACGACGAAGACUAAAUGGUACAGAAUUUGAGGAUACUGUUCCUGAAAAUCUUAUUACUGUUAGAACAACUCCUCAAAAAAGUGUUGAAGUGUAUCGCAUUCCAAGAGUGUCUAUAAACGAUGCAGGUGUUUACAGAUGUGGAGUUGAUGGAAAAAAUAACAGGAUAAUUUCAUCCAAAAUACGCAUUUUAGAAGUCAUAGAAAGAAGAGCUGCCAAAUUUAAAUCUGUGAAGAAUUUUUUUCAUUUUAAUGAAACUAAGAAAGCUGAGAUAACGCUUUUGGUUGAGGAAUUUCCAUUUCCAAAUAUCACUUGUUAUAAGGAUGGCAAAGAAAUUAUAUGUUGUAUUGGAAAGAAAAUGAAAGUUUCUCGAAAUUUUAACUUUUCGACCUGCGAACAGGAUCAGUAUGGAUUAAACGGUGUCCCUCAGUUGGUUAUUGAAUCAAUCUCUUUUGUGAAAGAUGAUGGAAACUACACAUGUGCUGCCACUACUAACAAUCCACCUGGGAGGGACGUUGUUUCAUUUUACGUCAAUGUUGGAGUGCCACCACCCAUCAGCACAGGAAAUAGUAAAUAUUUCACAGCACGACACAACACUGAAGGCAAGAUUAAAUGCAUGAUAAGAUGGUCUAAUCCAAGACCCAAUAUAACUUGGUAUCAACAAAUCGUUAUCAACAGUAGUGAACCUGUUUCGAAUAACUGGACCCUUUCACUGUAUAAGUCGUCGUUUAAAAAAGGAAAAAACAAAGGACAAUAUAAAAGUAUUUUGAAGAUACCGUGGUCUGAGGAUGAAGGCUCAAUGUUGUUCAGAUGUGUUGCUCAAAACAUUCAUGGAAAUGACAGUAGAAUGUUUAUGUUUAUCCGAUAUGGAGAUAACUUUGAUCUUUUUAAAGUUUUUCCUUCUGGGGAAGUAAUUUUAAAUGAAAACGAGGACUUUAUGGCAAUUUGCAGAGUAGAUAUACCAGCGACUGCUAAACAAGCUUCAAUGUUGUUCAGAUGUUUUGCUCAAAACAUUCAUGGAAAUGACAGUAGAAUGUUUAGGUUUAUCCGAUAUGGAGAUAACUUUGAUCCUUUUAAAGUUUUUCCUUCUGGGGAAGUAAUUUUAAAUGAAAACGAGGACUUUAUGGCAAUUUGCAGAGUAGAUGUUUUGAUUCGUGAUAAUAUUGCGUUUUACAAAGAAAAUCCUCGUCGUGAAGUGAUAAAUAAUGAAAGAACAAACAUCACCAUAAGUAGAAAUCCUCAAUAUCGUAAUGUUACAAUGAAAAUAAGAAAUAUCAACAUCAAUGAUUCUGGAACUUACAGAUGUAGUGAAAAAAAUGCUCUCAGUAAUGAACGUGCUGUUGUAACGUUGAAUGUACGAGAAUUUCAUCCUCCAAUAAUUUAUGGUAUGAAAGAUUCCACAAUGGAUCAGUUUAAAGAUGACAACAUCGAGUUGAUUUGUAAUGUGUCAGGUAAUCCUCAGCCCAAGGUUAUAUGGUCAAGAAAUGGUGAAGAAAUUAAUGGUGAAACAAUAACAAAUUGCAACAGUCAAGUUCCUAAAUAUUACUUUAAGAAUGAUGGCACAACUCUUAUUAUUUGUGGCGUUGAUAUUUCACAAUCGGGAAAUUACACAUGCUUUGCAGAAAAUCAGUUAGGAAACGUCACAGCAACUUUUUUUCUUAAUGUUACUGAUCAUCGCCAACCAGAUUCAUUGGCCAGAAGUGGUGGUGACUUAUCAACAGGAAGCAUUGUAGGAUUAGUUAUUGGUGCGAUCGUUCUUCUGUUCAUUGUUGGUGCUGUCAUCUUCUUCUUAAACGGAAAACAAAAACGAAAGCAACACAAGAAUCAAUAUAUUCUACCUCCAGAAAAUUAUUCAAGCGACCAGAAACAUUUGCCAAUGAAAACAGUGGCUGAUUGAAUGAAACGAUUAUUGGGAAAGUUGUUGCACUGAUUGCUUUUGCAUAUGUUCAUUUGAACGACAAAACUAAUUUUGAAAUGGCUUCAAAACACUAAAGCAAUCGAUACUCGCCUGUAUACGUACUUGCAAUACAUUUUAUAAUUUCUUUUGAUACUGUCGUGGUAAUUGAAAAAUUUUACCUCCAGUUUAUUUAAAGUUGAUUAUAAAUUUUGAGAUCGGUUGCAA